AUGAUCAGCGCACUCCAGUGGAUCGCGCGCGGCAAGAGCCUGCCGCAUCCCAAGAAGUAUGUGCUCGACGACGACGAGAUGGACCGCGUGUCCAAGAUGGCCAACGUGCGCUUCGAGGAUGCCAAGGAGCAGCUCGAGCGCGUGCAGCGCGACAUUGCGCGCGGCAAGGACCCCUUUGCCGCCAACGAGGGUGGCGAUGACGAUGGCGAGUGGCAGGACGAUGAGGGCGACGACGACAUGAAGGAUGACGACGAUGCCAUGGCCGAUGCAGCCACCGAGGCCGCCAAGACGGAUGCCAAGGAGGAUCCGGACGAUCUGUCGCGCUACAACCUCGACGAGUACGACGACGAUGCGGCGGGGCAGGCUACUGCUGGAGCGUUCAGCAACAUCCGUGGGCUGGCGGUGUACCAGAGCAACGAGGAUGAUCCGUACAUCACCGUGCAGGAGGAUGCGGAGAAGGACGAGGACGAGGAGCGCGAGGAGCUCGAAAUCUACCCGACGGACAACCUCAUCAUCACCGCCAAGACCGAGGACGACGUGUCGCAGCUCGAGGCGUACGUCUAUGCUGCCAACGAUGCGAACCUGUAUGUGCAUCACGACCUCAUGCUGCCUUCGUUCCCGCUGUGUCUCGAGUGGCUCGACUACGCGCCGGCGCGCGGUGGGGCGGACCAGAACACGCCCGCGAAACCCGCGGGUUCGGCGGGCAACUUUAUCGCCGUCGGAACCAUGGAUCCCGAGAUCGAGGUGUGGAGCAUGGACGUUGUCGACGGCAUGUAUCCGGACGCCAUCCUCGGGCGCAAGUCCGAGACGGACCAGCUGAAUGCGCCGCUGGGGACGGGCAAGAAGAAGCGCAAACAGAGCAAGGCCCGUAUUGCCAACGACGCCUUCCACGUGGAUGCGGUGCUUGGGUUGAGCUGGAAUCCGGUUGCGCGCAACCUUCUCGCUUCCGCAUCGGCGGAUAGUACGGUGAAGCUGUGGGAUCUUUCGCGACCGCAUACCUCGGACGAUUCGACGGCGUUCCGAUCGUUCAACCAGCAUACGGACAAGGUGCAAUCGGUUGCAUGGCAGUGCAAAGCCUUGGGUGGUUCUGGAUCGUCUUCCGCCAACCCGGCCGUGUUGUUGACGGGAUCGUACGACAAAACGAUGCGCAUCUUUGACACGCGCACACCCGACACCGCUGCGGUUGUCCGGAUCGGUAGUGAUGUGGAAAGCGUUGUGUGGAAUGGAUGGAAGUCGGACGAGUUCCUAUGCUCUCUCGAGUCGGGAAUCGUCCAAGCAUUUGACAUUCGAUCGCCCUCGAGUGCAAGUUGGACGCUACAGGCGCACGAUACCGCCUGUACGGCUGUUGACAUCUCGCCCCACAUUCCUGGGUGUAUUCUGACCGCUUCGAGCGAUCGAUCGAUCAAGCUGUGGAAUCUGGCUACUAGCGCAGAGGCUGCACCGUCGAGUAUCAGUCUGGUGCUGGCGCGUGAUUUGGGCUUGGGCAAGAUUUUUGCUGCCAAGUUUAGCCCCAACGAUCCUCUGACCCUCGCCGCCGCAGGAAGCGCCGGUCAGAUGCAGGUCUUCAACGCCCUCUCCAACUCGGCCGUGCGCAAGACGUACGCCGACAGACUUAGGAAACUUACCGGCGACGCAAAGGUUGACCUCGACGGGACCGAACCCAGCCGUGGCGACGGAAUCGUCCGUGUCGAAGACGAUUCUGACGACGACGACGAAGCCGACGACAUGCAGGACUAA
This is a messenger RNA of Moesziomyces antarcticus, 1737 nucleotides long. Its product is annotated as WD40 repeat-like protein. Gene Ontology annotation, cellular component: nucleus. The record is from RefSeq and is a predicted model, not a curated record. Gene Ontology annotation, molecular function: protein binding. Bases 1 to 1737 code for a protein of 578 amino acids. The transcript has a single exon. Gene Ontology annotation, biological process: rRNA processing. Lineage: Eukaryota; Fungi; Basidiomycota; Ustilaginomycetes; Ustilaginales; Ustilaginaceae.